AUGAACAAUCUACGUCACAUCUUCAAAGGUCAGUCUCUAUGGAUAACCGCCGUACUCAUGAUACGUUUAAUCUCAGUUCAUGCGUCAUUGAUUGAAGGAAGAAUGGUUAAGUCAACCGAACCUGGAUAUCAUUGUCAAAGGAAAAUAUACCAUUUCGGUGAAGUUGAAUCGGUUCGAGAAGCAGCUUGUAUUGGAUUCAUAUCAACAAUGAAAGAUUCGAAACGACCCCUCGUUUACACUGAAGAUGAUGAUGAUAAAAAAUUGAUAUAUGAAUGGGAGUUCCCUCUAUCUUUAUCAAAAAUUACUCAGGGUAAAAAUAGGAAAAUUUUAGAAAAAAUAACUUUUAAUAAUAGCUGUGAACUGAUAAACGUGCUUUAUUACGAUACUAAAACACGUAAAUAUGAGUCCUGUAAAAAGUACCCGAUGUCACAGCAAAUACGUAUUCUAAGAUGGAAAAUAUUUUCACUGAGCCUAUGGUUCGUUGCGGAUCAUUAUCAUGGGAACAAACAGAGCUUCAACUUCACUCAACUCAUAACUUAUCCAAAUUCAUGGAUGGUUUUGCCGAAGUAA
Messenger RNA from Blumeria graminis f. sp. triticale, 570 nucleotides. Lineage: Eukaryota; Fungi; Ascomycota; Leotiomycetes; Helotiales; Erysiphaceae. The record is from the annotation of a GenBank genome assembly.